AUGAGUGUGAAGGGAGAUUUUACAGAAAGGCUCAAAGGAAUCCAAAUUUCCUCACUGGAUGACGACGAUGAGGUUGAAGAAGUUGUUGAAGAAGAAGAUGACGAUAGUGAAGAAGAAGACGAACCAGUAACACUAGGUUUUUUGGAAAAGCCAAAAAAUAGUUGGUCUCUUUUGCGGCAAGUAUUUCCUAGCAAGGCUGGUGGCGUGCCGGCAUGGCUGGAUCCUAUUAAUUUACCAUCUGGAAGGUCCUGUUUUUGUGAUAUAUGUGAAGAACCUUUACAAUUUUUGCUUCAGGUAUAUGCACCAAUAACAGAGAAUGAAUCAGCAUUUCAUCGAGCAUUGUUUGUGUUCAUGUGCCCUUCGAUGCCCUGUCUUCUUAGAGAUCAACAUGAGCAAUGGAAGCGCAGUCCAGAAAAACCAUCUCGAAGUGUGAAGGUUUUCCGUUGCCAGUUGCCUUGUUCUAAUCAUUUUUACUCAAGUGAGCCUCCGAGAAACAAUGGAACUGACAAACCUUCUGGAUUGGGGGUUUCGCUUUGUAACUGGUGUGGUACCUGGAAAGGAGAUAAAGUUUGUAGUAGUUGCAAAAGAACAAAAUACUGCUCACAUAAACACCAGGUUUUGCACUGGCGCUCAGGUCACAAAGUUGAUUGUCAACAAUUGAGCCUUUUGCAUGACUCUAGCUCCAUUGCUAGCAAUACCUUGUGGCCAGAGUAUGAGAUGAUAAAUGAUGAUGAAAGUGAAUAUGAUGCUGAAAUGUUUGAUGAUAUCAUAUCCACUCAUUCAUUGGUAUCUAGGAACAAAAUGGAUGACACAAUGAAUUCAUUGUUAGACAGUUUUGAGGGCAAUAGUGACAGAAAGUGCUGGGCAUCUUUCCAACAGCGCAUAGCCAAAGCCCCUGAACAAGUGUUGAGGUAUUGUAGGAAUGCUAGUGCAAAACCCCUCUGGUCUCUGUCAAGUGGCCAGCCAUCUGUGGCUGACAUUCCUAACUGCAGUUACUGUGGUGGUCCUUCAGAUUUUGAAUUUCAGAUCUUACCUCAGCUGCUUUAUUACUUUGGUGUAAAGAAUGACGCGGAUUCUCUCGAUUGGGCAACCAUUGUUGUGUACACUUGCAAAGCCUCUUGUGAGGCUAGCAUGGGUUACAGAGAAGAAUUUCCUUGGGUUCAACUCUAUCCAACAUCCGCAGCCUGA
Molecule: messenger RNA, 1188 nt
Organism: Dovyalis caffra
Lineage: Eukaryota; Viridiplantae; Streptophyta; Magnoliopsida; Malpighiales; Salicaceae
Source: the annotation of a GenBank genome assembly